Molecule: messenger RNA, 477 nt
Organism: Desarmillaria tabescens
Lineage: Eukaryota; Fungi; Basidiomycota; Agaricomycetes; Agaricales; Physalacriaceae
Product: clathrin coat assembly protein ap17
Exons: 5
Coding region: 1-477 (158 amino acids)
Biological process (GO): clathrin-dependent endocytosis; protein transport
Cellular component (GO): AP-2 adaptor complex; intracellular membrane-bounded organelle
Molecular function (GO): clathrin-cargo adaptor activity
Source: RefSeq, a predicted model, not a curated record
AUGAUCAGGUUCAUUCUUGUACAGGUAUGCAUGCUUUUGCAAAGCGUUUCUUGCGCUCAUCACAUCCAGAAUCGUCAAGGAAAGACUCGUUUGUCGAAGUGGUAUGUCCCAUAUGACGACGACGAAAAGGUUAGAUUACGCGGCGACGUCCACAGGCUCGUGGCACCUCGAGACCAGAAGUACCAAUCGAACUUCGUAGAGUUCCGGAAUUACAAGAUUGUCUAUCGCCGUUAUGCCGGACUAUUCUUCUGUGUCUGUGUAGACGCCAAUGAUAAUGAGCUCGCGUAUCUGGAGGCAAUACACCUCUUUGUCGAAGUUCUUGAUUCGUUUUUUGAUAAUGUGUGCGAACUCGACCUCGUGUUCAAUUUCUACAAGGUGUACGCCAUCCUUGACGAGAUAUUCCUAGCUGGAGAGAUCGAAGAGACUAGCAAAGACGUCGUGCUGUCGAGGCUGGAGGAGUUGGAAAAACUAGAAUAG